AAACUUGUACUAAAUACACAAUUUUAAGCUUAAUUUAACCAAAAGAGGGUAGAUAAAAAGACAUCCUUUGAAUUAUCCAGCCAUUUAUUACAGGGAUCUUGCUUUUUUGGUUGGAAAAAGGAAAUUAAAAGCGUGCACUUUUGCCAGCCACCAAAACUUGUAAAAAAAAUGAGAUAAACAGGCAUGCCCACGAGAAGUUCCUAGCACCCCCUCUCCUCUGCAUCUCUGCUAAAAAAAUCGGUUUACGUGUUCGCCACUUUUAACUAGCAGAGUGCACUGUUAUUUUUCACAAUUGUAUCAUACUGUAUAUUCUUUCGACGCCACCAAGUGGAACUCAGUGGGCUGCUUCCUUUCAAAUUAUAUCAGCUUCACUAAGGAGUACAUAUAAAGAUAUUAUUCCUUGAAUUCGAUUCUGACACAUCAACAACAACAACAAAAACAAAAACAUCUCUUCAACUUUGUCUUCUAAGCGAAAUACACAAACAACAACCAAAAGAAAGAUAAUUUUCUCGGGUGCCGGUGCAACUUCAUCUCAAGAACCAGGCAAUGAAGAAUCAGUUUAUAGAAGCGACAGCUAAACAAGAAAAAGAAGAGAAAGAUGGAGAGCUAAACCAUAUCCUUGGACCAAAAACAAAAGAAACUGAACUAAGACUUGGGUUUGUUGGUUCUGACUCCAUUCCUAUCAAGGCAACAGAAGAAAAAAUCAUCAGUACUAAACGUCUCAUUACUUCACCAUCAGAUCAACAGACCUUGCUUGUUAAUGGUGCUGGUUAUGGAACCACAAAAAGAUGGUGUUCUGAUCAUGAUCACCUAACAACUCAAGGCGGCUUCGCAAAAAACAAUCCAUGGAGUAAUAAUUCCUCUUCUGAUCCAAAGAAGGAGAAAGCUGAUUUUCAGUCCCGUCCUCUGCCUACCAGAGUUCCUCCAGUGGUUGGCUGGCCGCCGGUACGGGCAUUUCGGAGGAACUUAACUUCACCAUCAAAGCAAGAGAUGAAAACUAAAGAUGCCGCUAGCACUAAAAUUGUCUUUGCCACUGAUGAUGAAGUCAUGAGGAAGUCCACUGCUAUGGAUACAAUGUACGUUAAAGUCAAUAUGGAAGGUUAUGCAGUUGGAAGGAAGAUUAAUCUCAAAGCUCAUGAGAGUUAUGAGUCUCUCUCCCAAGCCCUUCAAAAUAUGUUCGAUAAUUUCUUAUCAUCAGUUAAUUUCUCUAAGAAUGGAGGAAAAGCACAAGAUGGAAAUCCACCCGAAGAAGUUCAAGGCAGCAAACAUGUUCUUCUCUAUGAAGAUAAUGAAGGGGAUCGAAUUCUUGUGGGUGAUGUGCCAUGGGAGAUGUUCACAAGUACGGCUAAAAGGCUAUUUAUCAUCAGUGGCUCUAAAGCUCCAGCAAUAGUGGCCGGAGGAGAAGUAUGAGGCUGAUGGAGAAGACAUCAAGCAAUAUAAACAACUAAUAUUAAGAUCUAAUAUGUACUACAUUAGCUUGUUUCGUUUUUGCCUGUAUUGUAAUAUUUCAAAACAGUUUGAGGAUUUUUCAUAUGUAAAGUAGCUUUCUUAAUUAUGACGUAUAUACGUGAAAUACACGUAUAAUUAUGUUAUCAAUGUUUUGGGUUGUAUGGGUUCAACUUAUGUAUGUAUCUCCGGAUGCCUGAGAUUGUCAGAAUGCUGUAACACUAGUUGAACCAAAAUGGUAACAACUAAUAUUUAAGGUGGAGUGGGCGUAUAGCCCAUGAUCAUCACAUUCCAAGUUGCCUAA
This is a messenger RNA of Papaver somniferum (opium poppy), 1750 nucleotides long. Its product is annotated as auxin-responsive protein IAA28-like. NCBI's taxonomy places the organism in Eukaryota, Viridiplantae, Streptophyta, Magnoliopsida, Ranunculales, Papaveraceae. Gene Ontology annotation, cellular component: nucleus. The record is from RefSeq and is a predicted model, not a curated record. The coding region runs from base 547 to 1410 and encodes 287 amino acids. Gene Ontology annotation, biological process: regulation of DNA-templated transcription. Gene Ontology annotation, molecular function: protein binding. The transcript is spliced from 5 exons.